AUGUCCUUCAGAAGUCAAGAACCACCGAGCGAUAGUGAAUUGACCAGUCUAGAAACAGGGAUGGAGACUUCCCAAAAAGAGAGCGAGACGUCCAGGACUCAAACCACCGCCAGCAGUGCGACUGGGUUCCAGGAGGAAGAUUCUAUGGUCUUGUCGGCCUUCCCAGGGAUGCUGUUUGAUGAGAAGACUCAACCGCUCUCCGAUCACCCUCUUAGCUUGUCGUGGGUCUUUGGCUACAACAGCCACCUGCCUGUUUUCAACCUUCUGGAUGAAGAUCAGCGGGUGCUGUUGUACGUCUCUGCUCACACCGCCGUGAUCCAUGACAUCUUGAAGAAUAAACAGUACCUCCUGCAGGGACAUUCCAGUUGCAUCUCCUGCGUCUGUGUCAGCGAUGACCGGCGGUGGAUUGCCACGGCCGACCGAGGUCCUGACAGCCUGGUGAUCCUCUGGGACAGCUACUCUGCGAUUCCUGUCCACACCAUCUUUGAUAGUCACCCUGAAGGAGGAGUCGGCGCCAUCACCCUUUCUCACGACUCCAAGUUCCUGGCUACCGUUGGAGCCGAACAGGUGCAGAAAGUUUCGAUUUGGAAGUGGACCACGCUGGAAACCAAGCCAUUCUGCAGUGUGCAGGUCCCACCUCAGUUUGGAUUCCAGAAUUACAUUGAGUUCAGUCUCCAAACUUCGAAGGAGCUGGUGAGCAACAGCAAAAGCCAAGUCAUCUUCUACUUGUGGGAGAAUAAUACUCUGCUCUACCACGCUCCUCUCUUGACAGACAAAACUUUCAACAAGGCGGUGGGAUUCUUCAGCCAAUCCUGUUUCCAUUUCCGCACUUCCCAAGCGUUGACCGGCACCUCGGAGGGGAAGCUAGUGGUCUGGGACACCGUUUGCACGCCCUUGCAAACUAGGUGUGACCGACUGUACAACAUAAAAGCCAUCAAGCUGGUGCAUCUACAGAAAGAUGCCAUCACCGUCCUGGUCAUCAUGGACGAGUUGUUCGUGACCUGCGACGUCAAAGGCCACAUUAAAUUCUACGACGGGGACCUGCAGCUGACGCACUGGUACAGCCAGUUCAAACUGGGACCCAUCCGGUCUUUCUCCUUCUCCAAGAAACCUGCCUCCCCUGAAGACGUCACCAAGUACCCCGAAUCGUGCACCUUGUCUGGAAAACCCUUCAUUGUUAGGAAUUUCAUCCUGGCGACCUCGGAUGCGGUGGUGAUUCACGUCAAGACAGAAGGAACUCAAGUCACCAAGUGCCUGGAGGAACCCAAGGACCCUGUCCACACCGUCGUCUGCCACCCUUGCAAACCCCUGCUAGCCAAGGGCAGCUACUGUGGCCUUCUGAAAGUCUGGAGCUACCUCCUCAACAAAUACCUGGUCAGCCGGAUCUUUAAGGGUGAAAGCAUCAGCUGCCUCUCUUACAAUCAUGAUGGUUCUUUGCUAGCUGCUGGAUUUCUGAAUGGAUGUCUUUAUAUCCUUGAUUCCAUCUCUUUGGAAAACGACCAUCCAGACCCUUUCCAGUACUCAAAAGGACCCAUCACCAUCAUGAGCUUCUCCCACAAUUCUGAAUAUCUCGCCACUGCUGAUGAAAACUUGUCGUUGAAUGUUUACAAAAAAAUUGCCGUGGAGGAAAAGAAAGUCUGGGACCGCCUGGCUGCCCUCCACUCCCACUACAAACCGAUUCGCACCCUUCUUUUUGGGGUAUACCUAGAUAGUAGUGAGCCAAGGCUCUUAAGUCUCGGAGAAGACCGGCUCUUGGUGGAAUAUGACUUGGCGAAUAUCGUCAAAGACAAACUGGAGGUAAUCCGAAGAGACCGGAUUGAGCAGAGCGCGGUCCCUACGUACAUCGCUUGGUAUCCCCCAAUCACCACCGAGUACUUUUUCCUCACUGCCAACAAUCACUACAAAAUGAAGCUUUAUAACGUGACCACCAAGUUGUGCAGGAAGACCGCCUUGGGACCUACCUAUGGUUCUCCUCUUCAGAAGUUUGCCAUUCUUCCUUUGGGUGAGGACCAGGAGUCUCAGAAACGCUACAUGGCCUACAUCACAGAAGACAAGGUUGGCCUCCAGAUCUUGCCCGUCGAUGGGAACCCGCACAAGUCCUCGGCAUUCAUUUGCCACCCUACAGGGGUGGCCGACCUCACCUGCUCCUACACCGGACACUACCUCUUCACGGCAGGGGGCAGCGACUCGACGGUGAUGAAGUGGGACGUGAAUCUCAACGCUCUGGAUGCCGCCGUCUUCCUGGGUGGCAAAGACCUGAUACCAUUUUACAACCUGUUGGAAGGAGGCAGGGAUGGUGCGUUUUUCAAGGAGCUGGAAGAUUAUUUUUACUACGUCCAGCUGGUCCAUCAAGGCAUCAACACCAUGGAGCCUAGGAUGGUUUCUACACACAUCCCCUUGGAACAGGUCCCCUUUGUGAUCCGGGCGAUGGGGUUCUACCCCUCCGAGGAUCAGAUUGAAGACAUGCUGAACGAAGUCAAAUUCGGUGAGUUUUUGGAUACUGGGAAGCAGGUCACCCAUAUUAAUUUAGGGGACUUCAUCAAACUCUACGUGAACCAUCGGCCUGCCUUUGGGCUGGCCUCGCAGGAAAUUCAGCAGGCCUUCGAAAUGUUGGGCUAUGAGAACAAGGACCACGAAGCCACCAUCAACCGAGAUGACCUGCUGUUGUUGCUGCAACACAAAGGGGAACAUUUCACCGAAGAAGAGCUGGCCGAGUAUCUCACCACACUUCUGGGCUUCAACCCUGAGGGCGGCCGUGUGGAGCUGGGCAGCUACGAUCCCUCAGGUUCAGAGGACGUAAUUCAGGAAGAAAUCCCCGAGGAAGUGACAGCAGCUUACUUCACCAAGGAGAUCCUGGCCUUACCGUUGCCAGAACCGACGGACGUGGCGACGGAGGCGCAAACCCCCGACGAGGCCAUGAAUGGCAGUUUAUCGUCCCUGAAGGCUUCAUGAUUUGCAUUCUCGGUCUUUUUUGCCUUGGAUUGUCUCCCGUCCUCAGAUUUACGACUGAUCGUUUUUGAAAAACAAACAUUUAGUUUCAAUG
Molecule: messenger RNA, 3043 nt
Organism: Notechis scutatus (mainland tiger snake)
Lineage: Eukaryota; Metazoa; Chordata; Lepidosauria; Squamata; Elapidae
Gene: CFAP251
Product: cilia and flagella associated protein 251
Cellular component (GO): sperm flagellum
Molecular function (GO): protein binding
Source: RefSeq, a predicted model, not a curated record